CCGGUUUCAGCACCUCGGACAGCUCUCGCUCCCCCAAUCUCUUCAGCCUCACACAUCGAGAAACGCACAAAGUUUUGGGGGCAAAACCAGACCUCCCUGCGUGACGCUCAUCUAACGGGGACGGGAGACGUCGGGAGGCGGAGAGACACACGGGAGAAACCGCGACGAGGCACCGCGCGCGAGAUGCCCAGAGAAGGCUGCGCGAGACCGACUUGUGUUUCUCUGUCAUUCCGUUGCUGAGAGGAGAGAGAAACGAGAGGGAGAGCUAGAGAGAGAGAGAUACCGGGGACAGAGGAGAGCGAGGAGUGAGCACCGAGCACCGACGAGCGGCUCUGACCGAGGCACCGGACCGAAUCUGCAUGCCCGAGCGAGCGGCAGCGCGAGAUGCAGCGCGUGCACAAGCUCUUGAGUCUCAUCGUGCUGGUGCUGAUGGGCACGGAACUCACGCAAGUUUUACCCGCUAACCCAGAGGAGUCCUGGCAAGUGUACAGCUCGGCUCAGGACAGCGAGGGCAGAUGUGUGUGUACAGUCGUGGCACCUCAGCAGACCAUGUGCUCGAGAGAUGCCCGCACCAAACAACUGCGCCAACUACUGGAGAAGGUGCAAAACAUGACGCAAUCAAUCCAAGUAUUGGACCAGCGGACCCAGAGGGACCUGCAGUACGUGGUAAAGAUGGAGGAUCAACUCCGUGGCCUGGAGACCAAAUUCAGACAGGUGGAAGAGAACCACAAACAAAACAUCGCCAAGCAAUACAAGGCCAUAAAGGCAAAAAUGGCAGAGCUGCGUCCGCUAAUCCCCGUCCUGGAGGAGUACAAAGCUGACGCUCGACUGGUCCAGCAGUUUAAGGAGGAGGUGCAGAAUCUGACUGCGAGUCUCGGCCUCCUCCAGCAGGAGAUGGGAGCUUAUGACUAUGAUGACCUGCACUCCCGCGUGGUCAGUCUGGAGGAGCGGCUGCGAGCAUGCAUGCAGAAACUCGCAUGUGGUAAACUGACCGGCAUUAGUGAUGCAAUCACUAUUAAAACAUCCGGGUCCCGCUUCGGAUCCUGGAUGACGGAUCCUCUCGCUCCUGAAGGAGACACUAGGGUGUGGUACAUGGACGGUUAUCAUAACAACCGAUUUGUGCGGGAGUACAAAUCCAUGGCGGACUUCAUGACGUCGGACAACUUCACGUCCCACCGGCUCCCGCACCCCUGGUCUGGAACGGGUCAGGUGGUCUACAACGGCUCCAUCUACUUCAACAAGUUCCAGAGCAACAUGAUCAUCAAGUUCGACUUCAAAACCUCCACCAUGAGUAAAUCCCAGCGACUGGACAACGCCGGCUUCAGCAACACCUACCACUACGCUUGGGGCGGACACUCCGACAUCGACCUCAUGGUCGACGAGGGCGGGCUGUGGGCCGUCUAUGCCACCAAUCAGAACGCGGGAAACAUCGUCAUCAGCAAGCUCCACCCAAUCACCCUGCACAUCAUCCAGUCCUGGACCACCAAUCAUCCGAGGCGCAGUGCUGGGGAGUCCUUUAUGAUUUGCGGGACGCUGUACGUGACCAACGGCUACUCGGGAGGGACAAAAGUCUACUACGCCUACCACACCAACUCCUCCACAUAUGAGUACAUCGAUAUCGUUCUGCAAAACAAGUACUCGCAUAUCUCCAUGUUGGACUAUAACCCGCGGGAUCGAGCACUGUAUGCUUGGAAUAACGGACAUCAGGUCCUGUACAACGUUACGCUUUUCCAUGUCAUCCGCUCGGAGCAGCUGUAAACGCUGAGGAUUUCAUUUGGAGCUUCAAAAAAAUAAAUAAAAAUGGAACAAGACAAUCCUUUGGAAUGUCUUUCAACAGAUUGUUACACAA
This is a messenger RNA of Danio rerio (zebrafish), 1849 nucleotides long. RefSeq names its product olfactomedin 1b (gene olfm1b). NCBI's taxonomy places the organism in Eukaryota, Metazoa, Chordata, Actinopteri, Cypriniformes, Danionidae. Gene Ontology annotation, cellular component: synapse; extracellular region. The record is from RefSeq and is marked validated.